AUGACUGAACACGAGAGCAAGAAACAAAAAAGAAAUCAAGAAGAGGAUCAGGUUUCUGAAGGCAAUGCAGAAGAACAGCAGUAUUUGAAGCUGUGUCAAAAUAUCAUUGAAAAUGGUGAUCUCAGACCGGACAGAACCGGCACAGGGACAUACAGCCUUUUCGCACCACCGCAGCUGCGUUUCAAUCUUCAAAACGAUUGUUUCCCGCUUUUAACCACCAAGAAAGUGUUCACGAAAGGUAUCAUAUUGGAACUGCUAUGGUUCAUCUCGGGCUGCACCGACGGAAAGAAACUGUCGGAGCAAGGGGUCAAAAUCUGGGAAGGUAAUGGGUCAAGAGAAUAUUUGGACCAGCUUGGUCUUACAGACAGACGCGAAGGAGACCUGGGACCUGUUUACGGGUUUCAAUGGCGGCAUUUUGGAGCAAAGUACAGAACCUGUGACGAUGACUACAAGGGCCAAGGUUUCGACCAAUUGCGUGAUAUAAUCCACCGCAUCAAGACCAAUCCGACAGAUCGCAGAAUAAUUAUGAGUGCUUGGAACCCUCCAGACUUUGCAGCAAUGGCGCUUCCCCCGUGCCAUGUGUUCUCCCACUUUUACGUCACUUUACCCAAAAUCGAUGGAGAGAAACCCAAACUUUCAUGUCUUCUAUACCAACGAUCCGCAGAUAUGGGCCUGGGGGUUCCCUUUAAUAUUGCAUCAUAUGCUUUGUUGACCAAGUUAAUCGCGCACGUUUGUGAUAUGGAACCAGGUGAGUUUAUUCAUACCCUAGGUGACGCUCACGUCUACAAAGACCACGUCGAAGCUCUCCAGGAGCAAAUUCAACGGACGCCAAGACAGUUUCCGAAGUUGAAGAUCAAGAGGCAUGUUAGGAAUAUCGAUGAUUUCAAAUACGAAGAUUUCGAAAUCACGGAUUAUCAUCCUCAUAAAAGGGUUCAUAUGAAAAUGAGUGUAUAA
Messenger RNA from Lachancea dasiensis, 954 nucleotides. Lineage: Eukaryota; Fungi; Ascomycota; Saccharomycetes; Saccharomycetales; Saccharomycetaceae. The record is from the annotation of a GenBank genome assembly.